AUGGAUUUACUGUCAAAGGAUAUUGUGUACGUGAGCAUCACACAGCUGAACAAGUCUGAUUCAGGAUGGUACAGGUGCACACUGGACAGAAGUUUACAACCAUGUGAUUUCAAGAUCUUUGUCAAAGAAGACCUGCAGGAUGGGAACACUGGACUUGCCAACGCUGAAACUCUCGUCUAUGAAGGAGUGGAAGGAGGAAACAUCACAGUCGAAUGUAAAUUUUAUUUACUAGGAAGUAAGACAUUGUUCUGCAAAGAUGAAUGUGAAAAAGGAAACGUUCUCAUUGAAACAGCUGAUUACACAGCUCAGAGCGGCAGAUACAGCAUUAAAUAUGAAAGAAAUUAUUUCUCAAAGGAUAUUGUGUACGUGAGCAUCACACAGCUGAACAAGUCUGAUUCAGGAUGGUACAGGUGCAGACUGGACAGAACUUUACAACCAUGUGAUUUUCAGCUUGUCAUCACAGGAGCUUCCACAACAACAACAACAACGACACACUUCAGUUCAGGAAGCUUCACACCUUCAUCAGCCUCUCCUGAAACACCGUCAUCAGGCUCAGAUAAGCUGCUUUACAUGAUUCUGACUCUGGUUCUUAUGAUCAUCAUCUUAUCAGCAACUUUGCUGAUUUGCUACAAGAACAGGAAGGCCAUUAAACCCAAAGGACCUCCUGUGGAAACAGAGUACGCCAACAUUACACGGGCCAAGCAAGAAAUAAGAGAGGGGGCCCCACAGAGGAAGGUGGAAGUAUCUUCAAUUUACACCACUGCAAAAGGCCCCCAACCAGAUGGAGCUGAAAACAUCGACCUCUACAACCUCACCACCUGUUCUCAGAACAAAGCUGAAGACGACAUGAAUAAAGUUAAUUAUGCUGAAGUGGAUUUUUCCCACAUUCCUGCCACCAACAACACGUCCUGUAGUAAAACGGAUGAAGUCGUCUACUCCACACCUCUGGUACAUACCAGGCCUUCCAACCACACCACAGAUGCUUCACCUCCUCUGUACUCUGCAGUUAAGAAACAGUAUUAAUGCUGUUGAUGGCACUUUCCCUCUCACAAAGAUGAACAGGUGAUUAUAAUUCAGACAAAAGUGAAUGUUCUUUUCUGUUUAUUGCAAAUAUUAAUGUGCUUUCAAUCAGUUAAUCUCAGGUUAAAAUGUUUCUUUAUGGUAGUUGAUAGUUUAGUUUAACUUAACAGAAAACUACAAUUCCCAUUAAUAUUUCCAUAGAAACUCUGUAG
Messenger RNA from Neolamprologus brichardi, 1232 nucleotides. The record is from RefSeq and is a predicted model, not a curated record. NCBI's taxonomy places the organism in Eukaryota, Metazoa, Chordata, Actinopteri, Cichliformes, Cichlidae.